AUGCCAGGACAUCUAGCUAAAGAGAUUGGAUACAUAUUGAUUCGGGGGUUGAAAGAACAGAUAUUGCAGUCUUUCCGUCGAUCACACAAAACCUGUCUCACCAACAGAACUGUCGAAGUAGAAGCUCACAAUUCUGCGAGUCCACAGAUUGUAGUAGGGAACGAGUUCUUGUCCGACCCUUGUAGGACUGAUCAAUUCCUGGCAAAUAUACUGAAAAAGGAGGCAACCGACUUGUAUACAAGGCGUGCGGAGCUGGGUUGCAUAGCAUUGUGGCAGACGGGAUGCAUUCACUACAUCCCAAAUCCCUUGGUUACCAUGCACAGCUGUACUGCGUGCAUGGCGUAUGCUCCAAUGGUGUCGAGAUACCCCUGGUCUACUGCAUCACCGCCAAGAAAACGGAGCGAACCUAUCUGA
Molecule: messenger RNA, 414 nt
Organism: Ostertagia ostertagi
Lineage: Eukaryota; Metazoa; Nematoda; Chromadorea; Rhabditida; Trichostrongylidae
Source: the annotation of a GenBank genome assembly